AUGGGGCCCCCUUCCAGCUCUGGCUUCUACGUGAGCCGCGCGGUAGCCCUGCUGCUGGCCGCGCUGGCCGCCGCGCUCCUGCUGGCGCUGGCGGUGCUCGCAGCCCUGUACGGCCGCUGCGCGCGCGUCCAGCCGUCCGACCUCCAUCACAGCGGGGUCCCGGACGCCGCGUCCUCGCCGCGCGGCACGCAGGAGGAGCAGCUGCCCACCUGGCCGCCCCGCCCCACUCGUGAACCGGCGGGUACGGCCACCCCGGGCCAUUGGCGACCCCCGGGCCCCUGGGACCAGCUGCGCCUGCCGCCCUGGCUCGUGCCUCUGCACUAUGAGGUGGAGCUGUGGCCCCGGCUGCGUCCGAACGAGUUCCAGUCUCCGACGUUGAGCUUCACCGGCCGCGUGAACAUCACCGUGCGCUGCACCGCGGCCACCGCGCGGCUGCUGCUGCACAGCCUCUUCCUGGACUGCGAGAGCGCCGAGGUGCGGGGUCCUCUGUCCUCUGGCCCCCGAGACGGCGCGGUGGGUCGCGUGCCCGUGGACGACGUGUGGUUCGCUUUCGACAUGCAGUAUAUGGUGCUGGAGCUCGGCGCGACCCUGCAGCCCGGGAGCCGGUAUGAGCUGCAGCUCAGUUUCUCGGGCCUGGUGUACCGGGACCUCAGGGAGGGGCUCUUCUUCAGCAUCUACACGGACCAGGGCGAGCGCAGGGCCCUGUUAGCAUCUCAGAUGGAGCCAACAUUUGCCAGGAGCGUUUUUCCUUGUUUUGAUGAGCCAGCUCUAAAGGCAACCUUUAAUAUUACAAUUAUUCAUCAUCCAAGCUAUGGGGCCCUUUCCAAUAUGCCAAAGCUAGGUCAGUCUGAAAAAAGAGACGUGAAUGGAAGCGUGUGGACCGUUACCACCUUUUCCACCACUCCCCACAUGCCAACUUAUUUAGUCGCGUUGGCCAUAUGUGACUAUGACCACGUCAGCAGAACUGAAAGGGGCCAAGAGAUACGCAUCUGGGCCCGGAAAGAUGCCAUCGCAAAUGGAAACGCAGCCUUUGCUUUGAACAUCACAGGUCCUAUCUUCUCUUUUCUGGAAGAUUUGUUUAAUAUUAGUUACCCUCUUCCUAAAACAGAUAUAAUUGCCUUGCCUACUUUUGACAACAGUGCAAUGGAAAACUGGGGACUAUUGAUAUUCGAUGAGUCAUUAUUGUUGAUGCAACCAAAUGAUCAAGUAACAGACAAAAAGGCUGUGAUCUCCUUCAUUCUCUCCCACGAGAUUGGACAUCAGUGGUUUGGAAAUCUGGUUACCAUGAAUUGGUGGAAUGAUAUCUGGCUCAAAGAAGGUUUUGCAUCUUAUUUUGAAUUUGGAGUCAUUAACUACUUCAAUCCUAAAUUCCGAAGAAAUGAGGUCUUUUUUUCUAACAUUUUACAUCAUGUCCUCAGUGAAGAUCACGCCCUGGUGUCUAGAGCUGUGGCCUUGAAGGUGGAAAAUUUCACAGAAACCAGUGAAAUAAAUGAACUCUUUGACUUAUUUACUUACAACAAGGGAGCAUCUUUGGCCCGAAUGCUUUCUAGCUUUCUGAAUGAGAAUGUAUUUAUCAGUGCACUCAAGUCCUAUUUGAAGACAUUUUCUUACUCAACUGCUGAGCAAGAUGAUUUAUGGAGGCAUUUUCAAAUGGUCAUAGACGACCAGAGUAAAAUUCUUUUGCCAGCGCCAGUAAAAAGCAUAAUGGACCGUUGGACACACCAGAGUGGUUUUCCAGUCAUCACCUUAAAUGUAUCUACUGGUGCCAUGAAACAGGAACCAUUUUAUCUUGGAAAGGUUAAAAAUCAGACUCUCCUAACCCACAACGACACAUGGAUUGUACCUAUUCUCUGGAUAAAAAAUGGAAUCACACAGUCUCUAGUUUGGCUAGAUAAAAGCAGCAAAAUAUUCCCUGAAAUGCAAGUUUCAGAUUCUGAUCACGACUGGGUGAUUCUAAAUUUGAAUAUGACUGGAUAUUACAGAGUUAACUAUGAUAAAGUAGGUUGGAAAAAGCUAAAACAACAGCUUGAAAAAGAUCCUAAGGCCAUCCCUGUUAUUCAUAGACUGCAGAUGAUCGAUGAUGCCUUUUCCUUGUCGAAAAACAAUUAUGUUGAGAUUGAAACAGCCCUUGAUUUAACCAAGUACCUUGCUGAAGAAGAUGAAAUCAUAGUAUGGUAUGCAGUCUUGGUGAACCUGGUAACCAAGGAUCUUGUUUUUGAUGUGAACAACUAUGAUAUGUACCCAUUAUUAAAGAAGUAUCUGUUAAAGAGACUUAUCUCAAUAUGGAAUAUGUAUUCAACUGUAAUUCGUGAAAACGUGGCAGCAUUACAAGAUGACUAUUUAGCCCUCGUGGCCCUGGAAAAACUUUUUGAAACUGCGUGUUGGUUGGGACUGGAAGACUGUCUUCAGCUGUCAAGAGAACUCUUCAAAAACUGGACAAACCAUCCAGAGAAUGAAAUACCUUAUCCGAUUAAAAGUGUAGUUUUAUGUUAUGGCGUUGCCUUCGGAAGUGAUGAAGAAUGGGACUUUUUGUUAAAUAUGUACUCUAAUAAAACAAAGGAAGAAGAAAGGAUUCAACUCACUUAUGCGAUGAGCUGCAGUAAAGACCCAUGGAUACUUCACAGAUAUCUGGAGUAUGCCGUCACGGCAGCUCCAUUCACUUUUAACGAAACAAAUAUAAUGGAAGUUGUGGCGGAAUCUGAAGUAGGCCGGUACAUUGUGAAGGACUUUUUAAUCAACAAUUGGCAAGCUGUGAGUGAAAGGUAUGGAACACAAUCGCUGGUUAACCUAAUGUACAUAAUAGGGAGAACCAUAAGCACAGAUUUACAGAUCACAGAGCUGCAGCAGUUUUUCGGCAACAUGUUGGAAGAGCACCAGAAGCUCACAGUUCGUGCCAAGUUACAGACAAUAAAGAACAAAAAUCUGGAAAACAAAAAGCGCAAUGCCAGGAUGACAGCGUGGCUAUGGAAAAACACGUAA
Molecule: messenger RNA, 2979 nt
Organism: Puma concolor (puma)
Lineage: Eukaryota; Metazoa; Chordata; Mammalia; Carnivora; Felidae
Gene: LVRN
Product: laeverin
Biological process (GO): peptide catabolic process; proteolysis
Cellular component (GO): cytoplasm; membrane
Molecular function (GO): peptide binding; metalloaminopeptidase activity; zinc ion binding
Source: RefSeq, a predicted model, not a curated record